CCUAGACACAAUGCUUAUAUAUUCUGUCAUAUAUCAUCACAGUUCACAGCAGCCAUCAACCUAGCUCAGCAACAAUGGCUGUGCCUCUUCUAACCAAGAAGAUCGUGAAGAAGAGGGUCAAACAUUUCAAGAGACCCCAAAGUGAUCGCAAGAUCUGUGUAAAGGAAAACUGGCGCAGACCAAAGGGUAUUGAUUCACGUGUGAGGAGAAAGUUUAAGGGAUGUACUUUGAUGCCAAAUAUUGGGUAUGGAUCAGAUAAGAAGACUAGGCAUUAUCUACCAAAUGGUUUUAAGAAAUUUGUUGUUUGCAAUGUUAAUGAUUUGGAGCUUUUAAUGAUGCACAAUAGGACUUAUUGUGCUGAGAUUGCACACAAUGUAUCCACUAGUAAGAGAAAGGACAUAGUUGAGAGAGCAGCACAACUCGAUGUCGUCUUAACAAAUAAAACAGCCAGGUUAAGAAGCCAGGAGGAUGAAUAGUCUAGUCUCUUUGGAUAUUUUUUGUAUUGACUUAUACUCAUUAGGAUUCAAAUUUUGGCUUACAAAACACACUUUUUUGUAUUGCAAGAUAUGCCGCUCAUUAACCAAAUUACACUUGUACAUUGUACAUCUUGUUAGUGAUUGAAGUUUAUAAAUUAUUUUGAUCCAUGGAUUAAUUCCAGACCA
Medicago truncatula (barrel medic) is the source of this 662-nucleotide messenger RNA. Its product is annotated as 60S ribosomal protein L32-1. The record is from RefSeq and is a predicted model, not a curated record. The transcript has 2 exons. Gene Ontology annotation, molecular function: structural constituent of ribosome. Bases 75 to 476 code for a protein of 133 amino acids. Gene Ontology annotation, cellular component: ribosome; cytosolic large ribosomal subunit. Lineage: Eukaryota; Viridiplantae; Streptophyta; Magnoliopsida; Fabales; Fabaceae. Gene Ontology annotation, biological process: translation.